AUGUCGAAUGCCGGCCCAUCAAACCAAGGAAACACCCACCCUGUGAAUGGUGAUUUCGACUCUGAAGAUGACUUCGUACUUGGUGCUGCCGCAGUGUGGGUAUGUUGCGACGACUUCUUGGAAAGACCUCUUCCAAGACCAAGAAAUAAUAGUCAUUAUACAGGUCAUCAACGUCUUGGUGAUCUGUUAGAUGGGCACGAACUAGUGAUCUACAAUAAGAUAAGAAUGAGAACUGAUUGCUUCAAGCGGUUGAGUUGGUUACUUGAACAAAAGAAUCUGUUAAAGAGUACUAGAAAUAUGAACGUGGAUGAACAACUGAUGAUUUUCCUCACAAUUGUGUGCCAAAGCGAAAGUAAUAGGGAGACGCAACAUCAGUGGCAGCAUUCAGGAGCGACAAUCUCAAAGUAUUUUAUGAUUGUACUGAAUGCCAUAUAUCGACUACGACAUGAUUUUAUUGUGCCCCCAUACUUUAACACUAUCGACCCGUUCAUUGAAACUAGUGGGAGCAAGUACAGGCCUUGGUUUGAUAACUGUGUUGGUGCACUUGAUGGGACACACGUUCCUUGCGUUCCGCCGCCCGACAAUCCAGAGGUAUGGAGAAAUAGGAAGGGAUUUAUGUCUCAAAAUGUUCUGGGUGUAUGUUCGUUUGACAUGAAGUUUACAUACAUGCUUGCUGGAUGGGAGGGAUCUGCACAUGACGCCCGCGUGCUUGAAUCAGCCCUUGAUGGCCGACACAAAAAGUUUCCAACUCCUCCUGAAGAUUCGGGCUACGCAAACAGAGGUUGUUUCCUAGCACCAUACCGUGGUAGUACGUACCACUUGCAAGAGUAUAGGGCACGCCGAGGACGACCUCGUAGCAAGCGGGAGUUGUUCAACUACACGCACUCAUCGUUCCGGAAUUGUAUCGAGCGCACAUUUGGGGUGUGGAAAGCAAGGUUUCGCAUUCUCAAGAUUAUUAACAACUACCCAAUGAAGAAACAAGUAAAAAUAUCUAUUGCUUGUGCGGUCAUACAUAACUUCAUACGCAUGUUUCAGCAUGAUGAUAGAUUUAUGACACAAUACUUUCAAGAUGGGAUUCCGGUAAGUGAAAUCGACCUUGAAAAUGCGGAACAAUAUGUAAAUUAA
This is a messenger RNA of Morus notabilis, 1125 nucleotides long. Its product is annotated as protein ANTAGONIST OF LIKE HETEROCHROMATIN PROTEIN 1-like. The record is from RefSeq and is a predicted model, not a curated record. The transcript is spliced from 3 exons. Lineage: Eukaryota; Viridiplantae; Streptophyta; Magnoliopsida; Rosales; Moraceae. The coding region runs from base 1 to 1125 and encodes 374 amino acids.